AUGCUUUACGAGUCGCCGGAGACGGCCGAGAUCGACGGGAACGAAAAUCGGCACGAAUCGGAAGCGGGUUUCCUCCCGCCGAGGAAGCCCGUGUACGUUCUGAAUUACCCGGACAGGUACGUCGAUGCGCUCGACGGAAGUUUCGCAUUUUCCGGCCCGUCGGGAGACGCGGGGAAUCCCGGGAAACCGGUCGGGAGAGUACUCGUCCCCGUGUAUCGCCUGGGGACGCUCGCCGACGCGCCUUCCCCGAGGUUCUUCGGCGGACAUCGGGAAACCCCGUCGAGCUCGCGCGAUAAGGAUAAGACUGAGCCACGAGUCGCCGAUGAUCGUCCAUUUGCCGGUCCCCUCCGAAGAUUCCUGCUGGUGCCGGUGUCCAAGGAUCUGUACGUGCUGCAGGACGAGGAGUCUCGUGCUCGAGCGGAUGACGCGACGUCGGCAGUCCUCGCGUUCAAGGCGCACCUGCAUCACGACGCGAAGGACGCGGGCAGAGCGUACCUCCGGAGACCUGUGUCGGAGAAUCAGCACCGUUUCUCCGAGCACGACGCGAAUCGCUCGCGUUUCGAUCCGGAUCCCAGCACCUUCCAAGAGGAGGAGACGGAUCUCGCCUCGAGAUACUCUACUCCGUCGUAUCCGAGUUUCUUGUACCCUGGAGUCCCCUCGCAGACUUACCCCCGAUUGAUCGAUUCGUCCGAAAUGCCCGACGAAGGAAUCGUUCCUCAAGCUGCGGAUUACGGGAACGCGGGCAGCGCUGCAGACUCGGACGCUGAAAUCGAUUCCUAUGAUCAGCCCGGGUUCCCGUCCUUUCCCCCUCCUGGCGUGUCUUCGUAUUCAGUGAAUGCGGACGAUCGUCGAUCGAACGUUCCUCCUGCGACCGCGUCGGACGGCGAGAACUAUGAGGAGUCUUCUUCGAGAUACGGCGAGUUCGACGACGUCGAUUCGACCACGAUGGAUCUCCCGAGACUUCUUAGCACACCGGACGACGGUGUCGAAGCAUUCAUUACCGCGAGAGACGUCGGGAUCUACGUAACCGGUGACGAGGAAGCGUAUUCGUCGAGCGGAUACACCACCGAAGCGUACUCGCUCGGCGGUCCCGAAGAGCGCGCGAUGUCCGUGCCGUUAUUCCCCGAUGUCGAGGAGCAGUCGUCAAAGAGGGGGAGAACCGAAGUGGAGAACUCGCGUGCCCUUCUAACGGCGAUCGGGCCGCUGUCUUCGGAGCUGCAGAGGCUGCUGAGCGCCGUUAAGUCGGUCAACGAAAGCAUCAGAGCCGUGCGGCGCAGACUGUGCGAUAAAAAAAACGUCGUCGGACCGACGAGGCUUGAAGGGAAGGAAGCGACGAGUAGCGCAAGUUCGACCGACGAUCCCGACGAGCCCGUCUCGCCCGCGAAAAGCGUCGAAAGCCGAAGGGAAAGCGGAAGAAUCCCGUCGGACGAGAGAGUCGGCGAUACGAAAUUGCGGGAACUGAGGAAGAGAUCCAACGGCUCCUUCUUCCUCGGCAAAUUGACCGCACCGUCGCGCAGACGCGUGGCGAGCUCGGCGAGCGAUGGGGACCUCCUGGAACGAGCGAACGAGAGGAAACAUCCCGAAAAGCCGGUCGGUGCGUUGCGCUUCAGGCUGAACCGAAACCUGAAGUCCUGGACGAGGAAUCACGAGGCGCCGCGAACGGAGCCGACUCGGCGAUUCGGUGGGUCCGGCUUGAAAAAAAUCACGCGCUCGACGGAAGGCGAAGGCGCGUCGGGGGACGAGGAUAAUUUUUCAGGCGGAAGAAGCGUGGGAAAUUCGCCGCGACACAAACCAAUCGUUCCGGCGAUUCGCAGCUACGAGGAUAACCCGGAGUACCUCUGGCCGAAUAACAAGAGAGAUUUGGAGCGAUAUACGACGAGGAGCGCGGGAGAAACGCGCUACAGCCCGGUUGACCCGGAGUUCUACAGAGAAGCGACCGCCUACCUCGACGUGCUUCGAUUGUUGAACAUGACCGAGGAGCCUCGCACCGGCUACCCGAUCGUUCCCGAUUACACCAUACCGUCUGUCAUCACGAAGCCGUUAUCGCCGGCGAGUCCGCCGACGACGGAACUCGUAGCCACGUUCUCGCCUCGUCCACUGGAAGAAGCAACGACCGCUUCGGGUGUAACGAGGCCGGAGGCAUUUCCAGAAGAAGUGACCGAUUUGGUCCCACGUGAGAAUGAGACAGACUACACUACCGAUUACGAAUACUACGAAGACCUCGAGGAUUACGACUGGCAGAAUUACACGGGAAUGUACGAGGACGAGAAUGCCACGUCCUCGACGUACUGGUACGAGUACAUGGAGGAAACUACGAGCGAGGAAGUCCGUGGAAUUACCGUCGGAGACACCGUUCCCGGCGAAACGCUGACGACGAUGAGGGUCGAGAUUGCGGGGAUUGAAGUCCCAGCGACGACGGAGACAACGACAUGGUACACCGAUUACCCACUUACCACCAGCGCGCUAAUUACCGCAGUACCAACGGUUCCUGAAAUUUCGGGGACCACAUCAGCGACGCUGUUGCCAGUUACGUUGACAGCUUUCACAGUGCCAGCUACGUCGACGUUAUUCCAUACGACACGAUUACCGACCGCGGCGGUCGACGAGAUCGUAACGGGAACUACCGGAAUUGUUGCUGGCGAAACAGCCGCGGUGUUAACUACGGAGAUACCCGAAGCAAUUGAGACUACCGUAGCGACUCCGAUAACGAAGGGAUUUACAGUCGAAUCUACGAUGAUGCUGACUCCGCUUCUGGAAGGUACGACGGGUGUUACUUGGAAAGUUACGAUUCCCCAGAUUAUCGAGACUACACUCGGGCCGACACUCUCACUAGUCAAUGAAACUGUGACUAUCGAGGAAAUAAUGAUGGGAGCCACUACGAUUGCUGGUUUGCCUACAAUUCUAGAAACUGAGGAAACGACCUUGAGUACGACGUUGACAGUAGAAACUACUUCGGGUUAUUUGGCACUGGAGGAAGAAGAGAGUCCGGUGACGCAGAUUGAGAAAACUAUAACUGCGGAGGAAAUGACGACGGAGAGUCCGACAACUACCGAAGCUCCGACCAUUACCGAAACUUUAACAACUGAAACUUUAACAACCAGUGAAACUCCAACUACUACUGUCGCUGUUGGAACGACUAAAAUUCCAACGAUAACGGAGACAACAGCCACUAAAAUACCAACCACUACCCGAACUCCAACGACUAUCGGAGUUCCAAUUGCCACUGAAGUUCUAACAACUACAAAAACUCUAACAAGUGCCAAAAUUCCAACAACUAUAAAAACUCCAACAACUGUCGAGAUUCCAACUACUAGAAAAAUUCCAACAACUAUAAAAACUCCAACGACUGUCACGGCUCCAAUCACUGUAAAAAUUCCAACAACUAUUAAAACGCCAACUAUUACAAAAAUUCCGACAACUAUUAAAACUUCAACUAUUACAGAAAUUCCAACAACUAUCAAAACCCCAACAACCACCAAAGUUCCAACCACUGUAACAACCUCUGAAGUAACAAUGAUUACAAAACCUACAACUAGUAAAAUUCCAACAACUAUCAAAGUUUUCACCACUACCGAAACUCUGACAACUUUAGAAACUACAACAACGAUCAAAAUUCCCAUGACUACAAAAGUUCCAACCACUACCGAAACACUAACAGCUACUGAAACUGCAACACUAACAGCUACCGAAACUGAAAUUAUCGAAACGAGAACUACUACAAUUCCAACGAUUACCGAAACUCCAUUGACUGCCGAAAUUCCAACAACAAUCGAGGUUUUAACCACUACUGAAACACUGACAACUUCCCGAACUCCAAUAACAAUAGAAACAACAACUACGGAAAUUUCAACCACUACUACCGAAAUUCCAACAACUAUAGAAACUCCAACCACCGCUGGAACCCUAACUACAACCGAAACUUCAACUAUCGAAACUCGUGUUACCAGAAUUCCUACAACUGCCGAAACUCCAAUAACAACAGAAAGUACAACUACCAAAAUUCCAACCACUAUUAUCGAAACUCCAACAACUACAGAAACUUCAACCACUGCCGAAGCGUUAACUCCUACCGAAACUUCAACUAUCGAAACUCGUGUUACCAGAAUUCCAACAACUGCCGAAACUCCAUUAAUUACUCCAACAACCAUCGAGCUUCUAACCACUACCGAAAUUCUAGCAACUUCUGAAACUCCAAUAACAACAGAAAGUACAACUACCAAAAUUCCAACCACUAUUAUCGAAACUCCAACAACUACAGAAACUUCAACCACUGCCGAAGCGUUAACUCCUACCGAAACUUCAACUAUCGAAACUCGUGUUACCAGAAUUCCAACAACUGCCGAAACUCCAUUAAUUACUCCAACAACCAUCGAGCUUCUAACCACUACCGAAAUUCUAGCAACUUCUGAAACUCCAACAACAACAGAAAGUACAACUACCAAAAUUCCAACCACUAUUAUCGAAACUCCAACAACUACAGAAACUUCAACCACUGCCGAAGCGUUAACUCCUACCGAAACUUCAACUAUCGAAACUCGUGUUACCAGAAUUCCAACAACUGCCGAAACUCCAUUAAUUACUCCAACAACCAUCGAGCUUCUAACCACUACCGAAAUUCUAGCAACUUCUGAAACUCCAAUAACAACAGAAAGUACAACUACCAAAAUUCCAACCACUAUUAUCGAAACUCCAACAACUACAGAAACUUCAACCACUGCCGAAGCGUUAACUCCUACCGAAACUUCAACUAUCGAAACUCGUGUUACCAGAAUUCCAACAACUGCCGAAACUCCAUUAAUUACUCCAACAACCAUCGAGCUUCUAACCACUACCGAAAUUCUAGCAACUUCUGAAACUCCAACAACAACAGAAAGUACAACUGCCAAAAUUCCAACCACUAUUGUCGAAACUCCAACAACUAUAGAAUCUCCAACCACUGCCGAAGCGUUAACUCCUACCGAAACUUCAACUAUCGAAACUCGUGUUACCAAAAUUCCAACAACUGCCGAAUCUCCAUUAGUUACUCCAACAACCAUCGAGCUUCUAACCACUACCGAAAUUCUAGAAACUUCUGAAACUCCAACAACAACAGAAAGUACAACUGUCAAAAUUCCAACCACUACUGUCGAAACUCCAACAACUAUAGAAUCUUCAACCACUGCCGAAGCGUUAACUCCUACCGAAACUUCAACUAUCGAAACUCGUGUUACCAGAAUUCCAACAACUGCCGAAUCUCCAUUAAUUACUCCAACAACCAUCGAGCUUCUAACCACUACCGAAAUUCUAGCAACUUCUGAAACUCCAACAACAACAGAAAGUACAACUGCCAAGAUUCCAACCACUAUUAUCGUAACUUCAACAACUAUAGAAUCUCCAACUACUGCCGAAGCGUUAACUCCUACCGAAACUUCAACGAUUAUCGAAACUCCAACAACUACUAAAAUACCAACAGUACCAAAAACUACAUCUGUCAAAAUCUCAACUACCGAAAUUUCAUCGACUGUCGAGGCUCCAACGAUUACCGAGCUUCUAACUAGUACUGAAAUUUUAACAACUUCCGAAACUCCUGUAACAACGGAAAGUACAACUACCGAAAUUCCCAUCACUUCCAUCGAAUCUCCGGCAACUAUAGAAUUUCCAACUAUUGGCAAAACUCUAACAGCUAUCGAAACUUCAACGACCAUUGAAAUUCCAACUACCGGAAUACCAACGGUUACAGAAACUACAACUGUCAAAAUUCCAACAACUUCCGAAAUUUCAUCGACUGUCUUCACGACAAGUACAGAAGAAGAAAUAAUAAUGACAGAGGAAGAGAUUAUUACGACUCCGAUCGCUACUGAAAAAACCGUGGCAGAAGUAACAACUCCAAUGAUGUAUCUGUCAUCACCUGCCACACUUUACACGGAAAUCACUACGGAAGCGACAUUACUCGUAAGCGUGACGGUUCCUUCACCCUCUAUCCCAACUGUCACGGCCGUGACGCCAGCCGUAACCACUUCUACCGCGAUCAUUGAAGGAACCUCAAUUUCAACGACCGGAGAAGUCACUAGUGCUAAUUUUACUACAAUACCCGAAGAGACUGUCGGUGUUAUUUUCACAACACCGACUGAAAAAAUGUCAACGUCUACGGAAAUCACGCGGGCUUCUUCUGAAAGAAGCACUGUGUCGGAAGUGGGAACUAUUAGCACAAGUACCAGUUUCAUGCCGACGAUAGUCAAUGCGACCGAGAUCAUAACGACUUCUACAGUUUUAUCGGAGGCUACCACAGAAACAGCAGGGACAAGCACAACGACAGCUACUGUCACCUCAUCGCCGGCUACUGAGCGACCGGAAGAGGAGAUUUUAGAAAUCACAGCCACCGAAACGCUCACUCCGCUUACAAAAUCGACAGAGUUGACAGAGUUGACUACAACGGAAACGUCCGUUACCACACCGGCAGUUACUUCCGCAUUGCCGGAGACUACCUCAGAGACGGAGGAGUUCACAACAACACCGACUACGACUGAAAGUAUAUCAACAGCAUUAUUUAUCGAAACGACCGUCCACCCCGCUACUUCAACUUUGGUAACGACUACUGAAACGAUGCCAGAGGUCGAAACGGAAUAUUACGUAGACAAGGCGUUGGAGUCGCAGUACGAAGAAGAAGAAGAGUACGAUACGGAAAUACCGACCGACAAGUGGUACUACUAUGACGAAUACGGCACUACGACGAAGGAGAGAACAGUCCUUACAUUAAGCACGGUGAGUCACACGAAGCUGCCCGAAGAAGAGGUGACGAGUUCUCCAUCUCCUGCCGAAGCUACGACAGCUUCUCCGUAUGAAACUAAGACUUCCGAGUUCACGACAUCCUCAACGAUCUCUGAAACGACGAUGACGACUUAUGUCGGGGUGGCCACGACGACAUCGAGGACACCUCCUCGCACGUACGCCGGCGAAGAAGUUACCUCAAUUGUCGCUUUGGAAACGUCUACGUCAACCGUUGCAAAGGAAACGAAGACACUGGAAACAGGAACUACUGAAUUUUCUACCGAGUCCUCGACGUCUAGCACGAGUGGAAAGGAAGAAACGGUCACGACUGCGACCUUCGGCUCUACGGAGGAAUAUACUCUUCCGCCUUCGACGGUUUUCGAGAUCAUGACGAAACCGCUCGAGAGUCUAACGAUUUCCGCCAAGUACGUGUAUACGAAGCCCGACUGGCUGAAGUCCAUCACGAAGCCCCAGGAGAUUCUCGAUCAGGAGGUCGAGCUGAAGAAGACAACGUUUGCGAAGAUAGGCACGACCUCGGAACGCGUCCCAACGGUAACCGAAGUUCCCACGGAGAAGUCGACUCUCCUCUUGGUCUCGCCGGUGCUCACGACGUUAUCGGAGGAAGAAUCGAUGGAAGCGUUCGCGACAACCGUGAGUUCUGCGGUCCCCGGUUUGGAAGUGGAGAUUACCGGUUACGAAGUUACCACUCGGUCACCGAAGACGAUGCCCGUUACUGAAGAAACUGAAGAAAGCACUGUGGAGAAAGAGAAGUAUACUACCGAGGAGAUUCUUCCACGCCUCGUCACGCCGUUCACCGUGCCCGAAGUUGAAGUUGAAUCCACCACGAUGAGUAAGAUCGGGAAAGACGUGGUGCGAGAACAGCAGAGGAAACGAUUGCAGCACCAACUUGACGAGCUGACGCGUCAUGAGAAAGAAAUGGCGGAGAGGGAGGAGAGGCUGAAGGAAAAGGAGCGACAGUGGGACCGAGAGAAGAAGAGACGCGAAGAGAAGAUGAUACAACUUAAGGGAGAAGAAGGUACCACUGCGACCAGCGCGACAGAAACUGUCGGUGCGGAGAGUCCGACGGUGCCAACUGUCACAACGUUCAAGGUCACGCCUUCUGUCGUCGAUGCGACGUUCGCCACGUUGAGUACCAGUUCGGACGAAGUCAUCGCAACUUGGACCGAAACGACGCCGUACUAUAGCGCGGAAGAGGUCGGAUUCACGACCUCGGCUACGGAAGAGACAAAAGGAACGUAUGAUUAUGUAACUGAAGCCACUACCGAGCGAUUCGGCGCGGAUUUGCGCGGCGAGGGCUUAACUUCAGCGGAGACUUCCACCCCUUACUCUGUCGAAGAAAUAUCUGUUACAAGUUACGAAUCGUUUACUUCGCCUAUAGUGGCGACCGUUUCGGCUAGUGUCGCGACUUUCAUCACAAAGAGAGAAGAAAUAGACGAAGAGAUAGAAAGUCUGGAGGAACGAUUGCGUGAAAAGGAGCGCGACCUGGAGGAGAGGGAGAAGAUGUUACUGGAAAGAGAGCGGAGGCUCGAGGAAGAUAUGAAGAAGUUCGAGAGGCACAUGGCAGAAGUUGAGAGUGAAGUAACCGAGGAGUUGACCGCGCCGAGUUUAUCGACGCCGAUGCCGCCGACCGAGGGACUUACGACUGCCAAAGCCCGAGUCGCCACGCGAGUUGAGGAGAAGACGGAGAAGAAGGAAGCUCGGAUCACCACGAUGAAGAUGGUGGUAACGUCUCGACCGGGCGCCGCGGAAGCGAUCGAUCUCGAGGAGAGGAAACGAACGAAGUACGUUCCCGAGGAGGCCGUUACCCCGAAGGAAGAAGAAGGAGAGGAAGAAAUCGUGACUAAGAGAAUAUGUCUGAAUGUUCUGGCGAACACGACGAUCCUUUACGAUAAAAGAAGGCGAGACUUAGUGACGAAGAAGAUUUGUCUGCCGUACCUUCCCGAGGGAGAGGGAGAGGUCGGUCGAUUGGGCAGGAAGAUCCUCGCUCUUCGAGUUGCGAGAGAGAUCGGGAAGCCGAAGUUGGGUUACCUGCCGCAUCUCCGGCGCGGGAGACGACGAAAAGAGACUAUUCGCAAGAUCAGCGAUCCGCAACUGUCGCGUCGCGAAUGGCUGGAUAACGAAACUGCGAAAUCGCCGAGGUACUUGAAAGGUUUCACCGGGAUGUACGAAGGGGCGAGAAGAAUUUUCCCGGAGCAUGAUGCUGCGACUGUCACCGAUUCGCGAAGAAACGCUGAAGAUCGCCGAGCCGUAACUUCUCCGUACGAACGACACGUACUCGAUCAACACGAGGAUUCUUUUCGACCGACCGCUACGGCUAUGUCGGACGGUAAAGGAUACAGAAGGAGGAACGCUUCUCCCGGGAGUAGUUCGAUUCGUGAAAGAAGAAGCGAUCUCUCUGGUGGUGACUACGAGGCAACGGUCGGCGAUACUUCGACCAGCGAGGAGAAGAGAUCUGGUGAAGACGAGCUCGGAUCUUACACGGUGAACGUGCUGCGUUUUAAGUACAACGAAGACGAUGAGACGCAUCGGACAACGUCCGUUAAGUCAGACGCCGAUGAAGCGAUGGCGUUCACGUUCGUGCCGGGCAACGAGCAGGAAUUCGUGGACGACGGAGACGACGAUUUCGAUCGUACUGCUGACUCUGGAGAAGGCGAUAAAACUGUCAGACCGUAUCGACUCGAAGAUGACACGGAGGAGGAAGACGAUGAAUCGUCGAAGGAAAUAGAAGAAGAAAGAACC
Dinoponera quadriceps is the source of this 9507-nucleotide messenger RNA. Its product is annotated as mucin-2-like. The record is from RefSeq and is a predicted model, not a curated record. The transcript has a single exon. The annotation marks the transcript as partial. NCBI's taxonomy places the organism in Eukaryota, Metazoa, Arthropoda, Insecta, Hymenoptera, Formicidae.